AUGGAGCCAGCUCCUCAAGGAACCGGUCAACAAGGCCGGCAGCAGCAGCCUGUGUAUGAUAUCAGGAAUGGUGGCCACUAUGGUAAAUUACAACCCUUCGUCCCCGCCCCUCGCACUGUGAUAAGAUCAUCACGCAGCGGCCAAAUCAUAGCGCAACUGUCGGGCGCGUGUCGAUUCACGGGUUCCGCUGUCGCAUUUUCAUCUGAAGCUUUCAUUGACAUAUUCGCAGGUGCAAGCGCAACGCUCUCUGCCCAAGGAUAUGCCCCUGUUGCUGAAUUGUACACUGGUACCUGGGCCAAUGUAAACCAAGGUCUGCAAGGCACGGCCCGCGAUAUCCUGACGACCUACUGGCAGCACGUUAUCAACCAUCUGGAAUCGGACAAUCACGAUUAUAAGAUUCAUCAGUUGCCGCUUGCCCGGAUCAAGAAAGUGAUGAAAGCCGACCCGGAGGUCAAGAUGAUUUCCGCAGAGGCCCCGAUCCUGUUUGCAAAGGGUUGCGAUAUUUUCAUCACCGAGCUGACGAUGCGCGCAUGGAUCCAUGCUGAAGAUAACAAGCGCCGUACCCUGCAGCGCUCUGACAUUGCUGCAGCUCUUUCAAAGUCAGACAUGUUCGACUUCCUGAUCGAUAUCGUUCCCCGCGAAGAAGCGACAUCCCAUGCUAAGCGAUCAAGCCAGGCCGCUGGAACGGUCCCUGGACCUUCCGCUACGCCUGGCCAAAUGCCUACCCAACAUGGAGUUCAACCACACAUGGGUCCUGCGGAUUAUGGCUCCCUUGGACAGCAUGGUCUCCCACAGGACCAGGAAUACCGUCCCCAGCCAGCUAUGUACCCAGGGGCGGUUCAAUCAGACCCGACAGCCUCAUAUGGCCAGCCUCCAUCCCAAAUGUUCGAGGGGAUGUAUGCUUAUCCGCACCUUCCCCCUCAGCAGGUAAGCUACACUGCUCGUUUGACGGACGAUCCUGGAAUCUAA
Molecule: messenger RNA, 969 nt
Organism: Penicillium atrosanguineum
Lineage: Eukaryota; Fungi; Ascomycota; Eurotiomycetes; Eurotiales; Aspergillaceae
Gene: hapE
Product: CCAAT-binding factor complex subunit HapE
Exons: 3
Coding region: 1-969 (322 amino acids)
Biological process (GO): regulation of DNA-templated transcription
Cellular component (GO): nucleus; CCAAT-binding factor complex
Molecular function (GO): DNA-binding transcription activator activity, RNA polymerase II-specific; protein heterodimerization activity; DNA binding
Source: RefSeq, a predicted model, not a curated record